Molecule: messenger RNA, 1361 nt
Organism: Callorhinchus milii (elephant shark)
Lineage: Eukaryota; Metazoa; Chordata; Chondrichthyes; Chimaeriformes; Callorhinchidae
Product: growth hormone secretagogue receptor type 1
Exons: 4
Coding region: 1-1326 (441 amino acids)
Biological process (GO): hormone-mediated signaling pathway; G protein-coupled receptor signaling pathway
Cellular component (GO): plasma membrane
Molecular function (GO): growth hormone secretagogue receptor activity
Source: RefSeq, a predicted model, not a curated record
AUGGACUUGGAGCUGGAGAACAGCGAAGGGGCUGGCACGUCACAAGCUGCCCUGAACCACGCUCAGGGAACAUGUCUGUCAGAUGUUGAGGAAACUCCGAGGCUUGGGACAACAGCUACUGGAAGUCAGAAAAAGGUUAAGCGCAUUAGGGAUCUGCCGUUCGAGGACAGUCCUGGAGCUGGGAACAUCCAGCGUGCAGACCAGGAACAAGAAGGCACCAGCUAUCUGGUCCCCAACCAAAGCCCCAGCCAAACAGCCAUCAUGUCCAACUCCUUCAACAAUGAAAGCUGUGACCAGAAUUGCAGCCUGGACGACUCAAAAUUUGAGGAUGAUUACUAUCCAGUCAACCUCUUCCCAAUCCCUAUUCUGACCGGGAUAACGGUGAUCUGUGCUCUGCUCUCCUUGAUCGGGAUAACGGGGAACAUAAUGACUAUCCUGAUUGUCUCGAAGUUCAGAGACAUGAGGACGACCAUCAAUUUCUACCUGUCCAGCAUGGCGCUGUCUGAUCUGAUGAUCUUUAUGUGUAUGCCCUUUGACCUGUAUCGGAUCUGGCAGUACAGACCCUGGAAUUUUGGAGUGAUGCUCUGUAAGAUGUUCCAAUUCAUCAGCGAGAGCUGUACUUACUCCACCAUCCUCAACAUCACAGCGCUCAGUGUGGAGAGAUACCUCGCCAUCUGCUUCCCUCUCAAAGCCAAGGUUGUCAUCACCAAGGGGAGAGUCAAAGGCAUCAUCCUCUUCCUCUGGACAGUAGCCUUCUUGUGCGCUGGACCCAUCUUUGUCCUGGUUGGGGUCGAGCAUAUGAAUGGGACAGACCCACUGGAGACCAACGAGUGCAAGGCCACCGAGUUUGCUGUCAGGUCGGGCCUUCUGAACAUCAUGGUGUUGGUUUCCAGUAUCUACUUCUUCCUGCCUGUCUUCUGCCUCUCCAUCCUCUACAGCCUCAUCGGGAGGAAAUUGUGGAGGCGCAAGAAAGAAACAAUCGGUCCAAACCUCAACAACAGGCACAAGAAUAACAAGCAAACUAUCAAGAUGUUAGCUGUUGUGGUGUUUGCCUUCAUACUCUGUUGGCUCCCCUUUCAUGUCGGCCGCUACCUGUUCUCAAACUCAGAGGCUGGCUCCCAGAUCAGCCAGUACUGUAACCUGGUCUCCCUGGUGCUCUUCUAUCUCAGCGCUGCCAUCAACCCCAUCCUCUACAAUAUCAUGUCGAAGAAGUUCCGGGUGGCUGCCUUCAAGAUGUUCCGAGUCAAGAAAGCCUCCGGAAGGAAGCCCUCCACAGUCAAGGAGGAAAGCUCGCAGGCCUGGACUGAAUCCAGCAUAAGUACUUGACAGAAUGUUAAAAAUAUAAGUUUUUUUCCGCAGGA